This is a messenger RNA of Metarhizium acridum CQMa 102, 696 nucleotides long. RefSeq lists its product as uncharacterized. Gene Ontology annotation, biological process: protein localization to ciliary inversin compartment. The record is from RefSeq and is a predicted model, not a curated record. NCBI's taxonomy places the organism in Eukaryota, Fungi, Ascomycota, Sordariomycetes, Hypocreales, Clavicipitaceae. Gene Ontology annotation, molecular function: protein binding. Gene Ontology annotation, cellular component: ciliary inversin compartment.
AUGAAUCAUAAUGAGCCAGAUCAUUCUGGUGAAACCCCUUUCUUUUGGGCAGUAGGAGGGGGGGAUCGCUCUACAGUCUCGAGCCUUGCCAAGCGACGCAGCGUAAACAUCAAUCGCAGAGAUAAACAAGGGCGCACAGCCAUAUCAUGGGCUGCUGGGGAUGGCAUGGCCGACAUGCUUGAGAUGCUACUCAAAUUACCUGGUAUCGGAGCCAACAUCCCGGAAAAUAAGGGAAGAUCCGCUCUCUCCUGGGCCUCAGGCAAUGGUCGGAUUAACACAGUUGAGAUACUUCUAGAGAAUAGUACGGUGAGCAGAGCAAGUAUCGACAAGGACAAGAGAACAGCCAUAUCAUGGGCUAGUGCCGCUGGGCACUGCGAAGUCGUUGUGAAACUUCUCGACUGCGGAUGUCCCGGGGUGGAUGCUGAAGACAUAGAUGGUUGGACACCCUUGGCGUGGGCUACACAGACCGGCGCGCCGGAUACUGUCCAGGCUCUUAUCGACAGCAAACAAGUACAAAUCGAUCGACAAGAUCGUAGUGGGCGGACUGCAUUGUCUUGGGCCGUCGGAUACGGCCAUGCGGACGUCGUCAAUGUGCUUUUGCGGGCAGGAGCUGACCCCGAUGCUAGCAGUACGAUGGUAGUACUCCAAUCUCCAUCGCCAACCGUUUCGGUAGAAGUGACUUGGCUAAGGAACUGA